UUUUCUGCCUUUCUUUACAUAGAGGUCUACUUUUAUUCUAUUAGAGUACCCUGGCAGUUCCUCUGGUAAAAUGGACAAGUUUUUGACCUCAUCCCAAAAAGAUCAUGAUACCUCUCCAACAUCAUCAAAUGAACCAUCUUGUUCAAAAUCUGAACCGGAGCCUAAGCGCAAAAAGUGUAUUUCCGCAGUGUGGACACAUUUUGACAAAUUGCAAACCAAACAACUUGCAAAAUGUCAUUAUUGUGGCAAAGAAUAUAAGACAAGCGGAAACACGUCCAACUUGUUAGAGCACUUAAAACGGGCCCACCCUCUUGCCCAGCAAGUUAAUAACGAAACUACGUCUUCUCAGUUAGAGCGAUAUUUUACACGGACAGACGUUUACGGUCCAACAUCUUCCAAAAAGGAAGCAAUUGACAAAGCCAUUGCUGCAAUGGUCGCAACGGAUUUGCAACCAUUUAGCGUUGUCGAAGAUAUUGGACUUAGAAACUUGAUGAGGGUGGUGGACCAUAGAUACGUCAUGCCCUGUCGAAAAACUCUGCGGGACACGCAUAUUAAAAAUAUGAACGAGAGGAUGACGGAGAAAUUGAAGGGCAUUCUUGACUCCGUUGACUCGUGCGCUAUCACAACAGAUGCAUGGACAUCUCGUGCAAAUGUUAGUUAUCUAACUGUAACGUGUCACUUUAUUUUAAAUUUCGAGCUUAAGACGGCAGUGCUAUCUACAAAGCCACUAAUGGAUGAGACAAACCAUUCAAGUCUAAAUAUUGCCAACACAUUGCGUGAAAUAUGCGAUGAGUGGAAAGUGUUCGACAAACUGCACACCAUUGUGACCGACAACGCAGCAUCUAUGAUUAAAGCGUGCGAAUUAUUGAAAAAGAAACACUUACCGUGUUUUGCGCACACUCUUAAUCUUGUUGUGCAAGAUGCUUUAAAUCUGGAAAAUGUGCAAAACGUUUUAAAAAUCACAAAAAGAAUAGUGUCCUAUUUUAAGAGUAGCGCUAUUGCUUAUGCAAAGUUCAAAGAUGCCCAAGGCACCGAAAAUCCUUGCUCUCUAUUGCAAGAGGUCCCUACUCGCUGGAACAGCGCAUUACAAAUGAUUCAGAGAGUGUUGCGGACAAGAGAGCCCCUAACUGGCACCCUUUUAAGAUGCCAUAAUGCUCCGAUUCCACUGUCAGAGGAUCAAUUUCGGAUUUUGAAGGACUUGUGCUCGCUUUUGGAACCAUUCGAAAAAGCCACAAAACAUGCGUCUGCUGCAAAGGGUGUUACAAUUUCAUUAAUUGCUCCUGCAAUUUUCGCCUUAUCGCAAAGUUUGGAAGAGCUCCAUGAGCAGAUGUUAACACCUGUAGGGAGAGAAACUUGCGAGUUUUUACAGAGCAACGUAAAAAAAAGGCUCUUCUCAUAUGAGAAUAGAUCAGCACCACGCCUUGGAACUCUUCUUGACCCACGCUUCAAAAAGGAGGGUUUCCAAAAUCCGUCAAAUGCCCAGCAGGCCAUGUUGAUAGGAACUGCCAAGGAAUGA
Messenger RNA from Anastrepha ludens (Mexican fruit fly), 1516 nucleotides. Its product is annotated as E3 SUMO-protein ligase ZBED1-like. Gene Ontology annotation, molecular function: DNA binding. NCBI's taxonomy places the organism in Eukaryota, Metazoa, Arthropoda, Insecta, Diptera, Tephritidae. The record is from RefSeq and is a predicted model, not a curated record. The transcript has 3 exons. The coding region runs from base 71 to 1516 and encodes 481 amino acids.